Molecule: messenger RNA, 384 nt
Organism: Entrophospora sp. SA101
Lineage: Eukaryota; Fungi; Glomeromycota; Glomeromycetes; Entrophosporales; Entrophosporaceae
Source: the annotation of a GenBank genome assembly
AUGUCAUCUUCAGAAGAACAACAAAAGAGAAAAGGCGAAUUUGUUGUUGGAGGAAACAAUAUUGCCAAACAUCCAAAUAUAUUACGUUUAAAUAAGGAGCAGGAGAGAAACACAAGUACUGAUCAUAAGAUCGUUGGAUCUCUCACAAAAGAAAUUAUAACAGAAUUUGAAGUUGAUGACUUGACUCCUAGAAAUGAAAAUAUUAAUAUGGAUCUUGUUUCUAAUGAAAACGAUUCAAAAACUGAUUCACUAGAUUCAGAAACUUAUUCAUUAGAUUUGAGUCCUUCAUUUAAAUUUCUUGAAAAUACAUUUCAAUUUUUUAAUCAUGAGUGUACACCAUAUUCACCAUGUGGAUCUGGAGAAUAUUCAGCUUCGGAAUUCUGA